UUUGUGUUCUUUUUUUUUAGACGUUUAAUAUAAUGAGGGAAUCACGCUCUGUGCUAUUGAAUUUUUGUUCAAAGAUAUUUAUAGGAAAAUCAGGUCGAUCCUGGCCGUUGAUCGGGACCGAAAAUGGGAACACGAUGGACUUCACUAUCCCGCCAAUUCUCGGCGGCUUUUUCGUUGACAGAAAUAGAUCAAACUCAAGGACAAAGUCCAUGUUAUGUGGUCAUAUUUCCAGAGGAAGCACUUAUCGGUGUUCACUGAUAAUUAGGUUUCCUAUGUACAGUCGCCUUGUGACCGCUUUACGUAAAAUUACUAUGUCGUCCGUUACAAUACCAAAAGUUAUUUUCGUACUUGGUGGACCAGGGGCGGGUAAGGGAACCCAGUGUGCAAAAGCGGUGGAAAAAUUUGGUUAUGUUCAUCUUUCGGCUGGAGAACUUCUCCGAGAAGAGCAGCAUAAAACUGGAUCAAAAUUGGGUGAAAUGAUUGAAAAGCAUAUGGUUGAUGGAACAAUUGUACCAGUUGAGGUAACUUGCAGCUUACUAGCUCAGGCGAUGGACAAAUUUGCUGGGAGUACAUUCUUGAUUGAUGGAUUUCCUCGCAACACAGAUAACCUUGAAGGAUGGAACAGAAUUAUGUCCGACAAAGUGAACCUUGUUGCUGUCUUGUUUUUCGAUUGUUCCAAAGAAACUUGCAUCGAACGAUGCCUUCGUCGAGGGGAAACUGGCAGUGGGCGCAGCGAUGACAAUGAGGCAACCCUGAUGAAACGUUAUCAGACUUAUUUAAAUGCAACUCUACCUAUCAUUCAACAUUAUGAAAAAGAAGGAUUGGUUCACAAGAUAGAUGCCUCUAAACCUAGCGACGAAGUAUUUGAGGAUGUUGAGAAAAUAUUGGAGUCACUUUAAAUAUACAUAUGUCACUUAUUCAAAUGCGAUAUACCAAUUCAGCUCUAGAAGGGCUCUUAAUCUAGCUAGAUCGUGUAAUUACAAACACAUUUAUUUUGAAAAAGCUUUAAAAUUAAUAAGAUGCCUGUCAUUAUACAUAAUUGAGUUGUAAUCAACUAGAUGUACAGUGAAUAUCUACUCAUUGUGAAACCAACUUUUUUUAGUCCUGCAGGAUGAUAUUAUUUAAUCAUUGUUGCAAUCAUCAUUCCUGUUAUCUAUUGAUAAAUUGAAUUAUAGCACCUAUGAUGUAUUAUGACUUAUGUACAAGUAUAGUGAUGAGCACUUGCUAUGAUAAUAUUAAUAAUAAUUUUAAUAUUCAGACUAAUAAUGAUGAAAUUUUUAAUUGUUUAGAGGAUAGGAUCACCAAUUGAACUUGAUUGUCAAAAACUGUAAAUACAACGAACUACCACCACCACGUUUAUGUAUCUAAGGAAUAUCAGAUAUAUUGUCUAUUAAUGAUUAUGGCGUGAUAACAACAAUAAAGGUAAUCAGUUGAACUCGA
Messenger RNA from Athalia rosae (coleseed sawfly), 1440 nucleotides. It is a transcript of the gene Dak1, whose product is annotated as UMP-CMP kinase. Gene Ontology annotation, biological process: CDP biosynthetic process; 'de novo' pyrimidine nucleobase biosynthetic process; UDP biosynthetic process. Gene Ontology annotation, molecular function: ATP binding; UMP kinase activity. The transcript has a single exon. The coding region runs from base 33 to 899 and encodes 288 amino acids. Lineage: Eukaryota; Metazoa; Arthropoda; Insecta; Hymenoptera; Athaliidae. The record is from RefSeq and is a predicted model, not a curated record. Gene Ontology annotation, cellular component: cytoplasm; nucleus.